CACUGCCAUGAGUUCUGCGAAGCGGGGACCCAAAGCAGGUCCGCGCGCGGUGCGCGGGGGCAGACAGGACACCAGGGACGCUGGCCCGGCGCCCCGGGCCCAGGGGGAACGAGACUCCCCCGCACUUCCCGAAUCGGUUCCAGCUGUGGCAAAUCUUGAAGAUGGGAAGCAAAACAUGAUGGAAAGAGAAGCCUCCUAUCAAAGGGAUGCAUUUGACCCAGAAGAGGAAUACAAAAUGGACCACAGGAGGAGAGGAAUCGCCUUGAUCUUCAAUCACAAUGAAUUCUCUGAGGAGUUAAAUCUGGGAAAGAGACAGGGCACCCAUGCAGACAAGGAGGGGCUCACUCGCAGGUUUAAAGAGCUAGGCUUCGAAGUAAAGAGCUUUGAUGAUCUUAAAGAAGAAAAACUGCAACAUGAAAUUCGUAAGGCGUCCACCUGCAGCCAUGCAGAUGCUGAUUGCUUCGUGUGUGUCAUCCUGAGCCAUGGCGAAGGCAAUCACAUUUAUGCCAAAGAUGCCAAGAUUGAAAUCCAGACAUUAACUGCCUUGUUCAAAGGAGACAAGUGUCCAAGCCUGGUGGGGAAACCCAAGAUAUUCAUUAUUCAGGCCUGUCGGGGAAUUGAAUAUGACGAGCCUGUCAUCCCAAUGGAUGCAGUGGAUAGUGAGACAGGAGGGCAGGACAGCAACAUGACACAGGUGGAUGCGGCCUCGGUCUACACCUUGCCUGCCGGAGCCGACUUCCUCAUGUGCUACUCUGUGGCUGAAGGAUAUUAUUCUUUCCGGGAUCCUAAAAAAGGCUCAUGGUACAUUCAGGAUUUGUGUGAGAUGCUGGGAAAAUAUGGCUCCUCCUUGGAGUUCACAGAACUCCUCACGCUGGUGAACAGGAAGGUCUCGCAGCGCGAGGUGGAGUCCUCCAACAUCCCGAAGGCCAUCGGGAAGAAGCAGGCCCCUUGCUUUGCAUCAAUGCUAACGAAGAAGCUGCAUUUCUAUCCCAAAGCUAGCAACUAGGGGCUGUUUUAUCUAAUGAUGUAUGCCCAAAAUGCUUCCCUU
Molecule: messenger RNA, 1048 nt
Organism: Ochotona curzoniae (black-lipped pika)
Lineage: Eukaryota; Metazoa; Chordata; Mammalia; Lagomorpha; Ochotonidae
Product: caspase-6-like
Exons: 7
Coding region: 8-1006 (332 amino acids)
Biological process (GO): apoptotic process; proteolysis
Cellular component (GO): cytoplasm
Source: RefSeq, a predicted model, not a curated record